GGAUUGUGUCCACGAACCACACCACCGCAGUACCAGCCAUGCGGUCGUGCCGUCGGCUCAACAUGCACUGGCUGGGAUGCGUCGCCUCGACGCUGGUCGGCAUGGUGCUGGGUGUGCACCUCUUCCUCAUGCUGCAAGACCGGCCGCUGCACCGGACGCCGCGCAACCUGCAGAUGAUGGCCACGGAGGCGGCGUCGGCGGCGGUGGCGGCGACGGCGCGCGGCCGGGUCGGGCCGAGCACCCAGCCGCCGGCCAGCGACGAGCCGGGAGGCACCGACCUGCUGUUCGUCGGCGUGAUGACGGCUGACCAGUUUCUCGACUCGCGCGCCGUGGCCGUGCACGAGACGUGGGGCCAGGGCUGUGCCAGGCAAGGUCAAGUUCUUCACAUCCGAGACGUCUGGUGGCCCCUCGCGAGCAGGGGCUUGGUGCGCGCGCCGUCCAUCCCGCUUCCUCGCAUGCUGCUCGGAUCCACUCUGCAGUGA
Messenger RNA from Pollicipes pollicipes, 482 nucleotides. RefSeq names its product chondroitin sulfate synthase 1-like. Bases 39 to 482 code for a protein of 147 amino acids. Lineage: Eukaryota; Metazoa; Arthropoda; Thecostraca; Pollicipedomorpha; Pollicipedidae. The record is from RefSeq and is a predicted model, not a curated record. The transcript is spliced from 3 exons.